AUGGUCCCUUCCCGCUUUCCCGAACUCCAUCUCUCCUUUCAUUCAAACGAGCGGCCUUACCCUGACUUUUGCUGGAGAGAGCCGUCUUGUGCUCGUGCUCACAUCCCAAAGCAAAGGCGGGCAGUGAGGCCCUUGCUUGAAGCUCCGAAGCGGUGCCUGGAAUAUGUGACUCUCCAUGAAGGCCUCGCAGAUCAGGUCCACCUGACGCCUGAAGGGCUCAAGUUCCACAGCCUGGAAAGCACCGCCUUCGAUCCGUUCAAUCCGUUGAAGCGCGCGCUACCACAGGCCCUUGUUCACAGCAAGGCAACGGUGGCCAUUCAGGCCUGGGGGUCCUACACCUCCAGCGUCCAGAUGGCCUCCCACGAGUUUCGCCUCCUCCGGGAAGAUGCAGUCCUGGAGCCGGUGGGAUGGAGUUUGGGCGACGAUGGCGCGACAAAGUUGGCCUUACUGGCUGAGAUGUCCGGCAUACCAGUACGGAGAGUCCAUGGCUUGGAUGCACGAGCUUUGCCGCCCUAA
This is a messenger RNA of Symbiodinium natans, 516 nucleotides long. NCBI's taxonomy places the organism in Eukaryota, Dinophyceae, Suessiales, Symbiodiniaceae. The record is from the annotation of a GenBank genome assembly.